This is a messenger RNA of Rhinichthys klamathensis goyatoka, 4012 nucleotides long. It is a transcript of the gene ripor2, whose product is annotated as RHO family interacting cell polarization regulator 2. Bases 187 to 3291 code for a protein of 1034 amino acids. Lineage: Eukaryota; Metazoa; Chordata; Actinopteri; Cypriniformes; Leuciscidae. The record is from RefSeq and is a predicted model, not a curated record. The transcript has 22 exons.
GACUUGGUGCAGUGAGUAGAAGCUCAGAGCGGUCCACUGCCUCUCGCCUCUCUGCUCAGGCUCAAGCUGACAGUGGGCUUUACAUUCGCCCGGGGGGAAGACAGUCCGAACGUUGAUUUAAUUUUACAGUAUAGUUGCUGCUCAGACGCUUAAGCAAAAGAGAAGAGCAAGAGAGGAUAAGACGGAAUGGCCUUUUCUGACAUCACGGAGGAUAACAUAAAAGAACUGGUGCGUGAGGAGGCAGAGGACGUCUUUGAUGAUGACGGAGUGUCCUCCCGCUCUCCAGACAUCAUGGCUGCUGGCACUCACUCUCCUGGAGGGCCCAAUGGCAUCAUCAGGAGCCAGUCAUUCGCCGGCUUCAGCACCCUGCAGGAGAGACGCUCACGGUGUAAUUCCUUCAUGGGGAACUCAGCAGUGCAGAAGAAGCCCAUCUCAAAGCCCAGGAAGCCCCAUCUGUCCGGGCACAAAUCCAGCAGCAGCAGCAGCAGCUCACGAGAGCCUCAGCCCAAAAGAGUGGAAGAAGUUUACGGAGCCCUUAAACAAGGCCUGGAUGAAUAUCUAGAGGUGCACCAAACAGAGCUGGAUAAACUCACUUCCCUUAUGAAAGACAUGAAGAGGAAUUCCAGACUGGGUGUGCUGUAUGAUCUGGACAAGCAAAUCAAGACCAUAGAGCGAUACAUGCGACGACUGGAGUUCCACAUGAGUAAGAUCGAUGAGCUGUACGAGGGCUUUUGUAUUCAGAGAAGGUUGCGUGAUGGCGCCAGUAAGAUGAAACAGGCCUUCACUGCUUCACCCUCAACUAAAGGCACACGCGAGAGCCUGGCGGAGGUCAGCCGCAGAUACAAAGAAUAUACAGAGAACAUGUGCACUUUUGAGGGCGAGCUGGAGAACCUAUUGGGGGAGUUUCAUAUCAAAAUGAAAGGAUUGGCUGGUUUUGCCAGGCUUUGUCCGGGCGAUCAGUAUGAGAUUUUCAUGAGAUACGGCCGACAGCGGUGGAAACUGAAGGGGAAGAUCGAAACAAACUCCAAGCAGAGUUGGGAUGGAGAGGAGAUGAUCUUCAUGCCCCUCAUUACAGACCUCAUCAACAUCAAGGUGACAGAGUUAAAGGGGUUGGCCACACACAUAUUAGUGGGUAGCGUGAUCUGUGAAACCAAGGACCUGUUCACCGCUAUGCCUCAGGUGGUAGCUGUAGAUGUCAACGACCUGGGAACCAUUAAACUUAACCUGGAGGUUGCCUGGUUUCCGUUUGACGUGGAGGAUCUGACCCUGUCCUCAGGAAACGUGAGUAAAGCCACCGCCCUUCAGAGACGAGUUUCAGUGUACAGCCAAGGCACACCCGAGACGCCCACUUUCCAGGACACGUCUUUCUUUUCCACUUUACCAGAUGACGUCUUUGAAAACGGAGGAUGCGGUGUGGCCGAAUGCAAGCGUCUGUCCUUCACCUUCUCUGACAUGUCAACCUCAAGCCCCGCCCCCAUCCAGUCAAACCCCGAGAUCACCGUCACGCCCCCUGAGACGGACCCUACCUCUCAACCGGCUCCCAUCCCUGAGGACAGGCCAGUUGAGGAGGAGUGCGUUGAGGAAGACUGCGGCAGUGUCAGCGCCAGCGAUCCAGACCUGGAGUGGGACCAGGUUGAGGGCCAGGGGCCUGGCACAGGCUCCGCUGCCCUCUCGUUGUGCUCCGAGAGUCAGCUGUCCGCAGUGGGACCGGAGGAUGUGAUGUUCCUGGAGCCCAACAUGCCUGAUGAAGCCCUGGAGCUGAAGCCAGUGGAGCUGGACGGGGAGGAAGGCAGUCUGACCAGGCAGCUGGUGAGGAGACUCACCUCUUCUGACAUGCUUCCAGAGACCGGCGCUCUGAGCUGGGCUGGAGAGGGCAGCAUUACUUUCCUGGAGAGCAACCUGGAGGAGGCCAUUCAGUCUCUGCUCCUGCUGCUGGAGAGCUUAGGCCAGCGCUGUGUGGAGCUGCAGGACUUGGAGCAGGAGGUCAUGAGACUUGAAGACCUGCUCAAGUGCCGUGUACCCGUCCAUAGGAGCCGCUCAUCAAGCCUCAGUUUGACUGUGGAGAGCGCUCUGGAAAGCUUCGACUUUCUUAACACUUCUGACUUCGAUGACGAUGACACAGGAGAUGACGCGGGCACCCUCUCGCGCUCUGUCUUUAUUGACAUGGAGUCAGAACGAAUCGGGUCAGUCCAACAUCCAGAAGCAAGAGGACACCUGAGUGAAGCCCUCACAGAGGACACUGGUGUAGGGAACAGUGUGGCCGGCAGCCCGUUGCCUCUCACCACGGGAAACGAGAACCUAGACGUUGCCAUCGUUAUUCAUCUACAAUACUGUAAUCAUCUCAUUCAGUUGUUGACCUCAGGAGGAAGGCAGUCGCAGCACAAGACAUACCUGCACAAACUAGCAACUGAAACUCUCCUGUUGGAGGAGCUCAGUGAGAAAAACUUUGACAGACCGGGCAGCUGCACUUCAGUGUCGGAUGUGCUGCCUGGGCUGGUGGAGCGGCCGGCGCUGAUGUCUCUGUGGUCUGACUGCAGUGGUGGUCUGUUCCAUACUACACUGGACCAAGUGUUGAAGCACAUGCAUCUCAGCUUUGCCUUGCCACUGCAACAGAUUCUGCCUCACUCUCCAGACUCAGUGAUCAGGAUGGUGGUGAAUGAAAUGGUGGACAGGAGCGAGCUGGCCUCUUCCUCAUGUCCGUCACCGUCCUCUAUGGCACAGGAUGUCCUCACCGUGUUUCAGUUCCACCGCUACUCUGUUGAACACGAUGUCACGGACAUGGAGCGACACCUGCUGGAUUUAGCCAAAGAAGUCAUGCUUGAAGAAGCCCUGAGCUGUGGGGACACAGAACGUUCUCUGAAGGAACUACAGGAAGCGUCCGUCAUGUGUCUCCAGCCCCGGUCUCAAACCCUGUGGGCCGUGGCUGGGCUGCUGACCUCUGAUGACCCUGACGUGAUGAAGGCCGCUACUGCCUUCCUCUCCUCUGCUGCCUCACACAAGCCCUUCAGGUCAAAGGCCGUUGAUUGUUACACACAAGCCUUAUCAGAAGUUGGCUUACACACACCCAGAGCAGCAUGUGCCGCUCUGAGCUGCCUGCAGGCUGUGGAGAGCAUUGACGCCGUGGUGUUACUGUGUGACUCAGCGGAUGAAGAGCUCCACCAGAUUGCCAUAGAAACCCUCCUCACUUUUGGUGAAGAUGGGCGUCUGGCAUACGAGCAGUUGGACACAGUACCGAGGGAGAUUGUGCGGCUGGGAACUCGCCGUGGUAAUGCGGUUACCACUUCAUUUUAGAAAAAUCAGCUUAUCAUCCUCGUGACCCUGCAAACACCUGGCGGGAAAUACACACAACCUGCUCACAAGUGGAACAGCGAGGCUUCGGCUUCGAUGCAGGCCCAUAUCCUGAGACCUUCAUCACGAGGUCUCCUUUUCUACAGGAUGUUUUCAUUUAUACUACUCGUGUCGCAGUGGUCAUGAAUCAUUGUUGCUGAUUGAACAAUAAGAGUAUUUAUUAUUGGCAGUUAGUUAUUUGCAGUGGUACUGUCAGAGGCGUGUAAAUAGCACAGCAAAUUUUAUUUUAAUUUUGUCCUGGGAUUUUUUUUCUCUGUACGUGCCGUUCCGUUUCAGGGAUUACAAGGGACCGUUUUAAUGAUCGAGGUUUUUUUUUUUUUUGACCUGGACAAAGUGAAAUUACUAUAACCGCUGGGAAAGGAAGAAUUUUAGUUGUUGUUCCAACCCAGCCGGGCAUAUGAACUACUCAAAAAAAAACGGCUUGUACGAUGGUCUGCUGAUUUACAUAUCGCUCGCUUGCCUUCACUGAUCAGGAGUGAAUAUUUCUAUGGACGACGGAGCCUGUAGUGGACAAUUGCAUUAACAUGGUACUAAUACCUGGAUCUUGCAACAAGAGCUGUUUGGAGCCCAUCAGAGUAUCUGAAAAUGCACUUUUAUUCAGUCAGAGAAGCGUGAUGCAUUACUGUGAAUUUUGGUUUGUGCAUAAAUGAAAACUGGAAGCUUA